Sphaerodactylus townsendi is the source of this 996-nucleotide messenger RNA. Its product is annotated as olfactory receptor 6F1-like. Lineage: Eukaryota; Metazoa; Chordata; Lepidosauria; Squamata; Sphaerodactylidae. Gene Ontology annotation, cellular component: membrane. Gene Ontology annotation, molecular function: G protein-coupled receptor activity; olfactory receptor activity. Gene Ontology annotation, biological process: G protein-coupled receptor signaling pathway. The coding region runs from base 1 to 996 and encodes 331 amino acids. The transcript has a single exon. The record is from RefSeq and is a predicted model, not a curated record.
AUGGAAUCCCACAACAGCAGUGUGGUAAAGGGUUUUAUCAUCCUGGGGUUUUCUGCUUCUCCUCUGCUUCGCAUACUGUCAUUUGUGCUGGUCUUGGCCACCUACAUCCUCACAGUCACCGCCAAUGUUAUCAUCAUCUCAGUCAUCAAGACAAACUGUAACCUGCAGCGCCCCAUGUAUUACUUCUUGGGUAAUUUCUCCUUCAUGGAGAUCUGGUACACCACGUCUACUGUGCCCAAGAUGCUGGAAAGUUUUCUGGUUGGUGGGAGUACUAUUUCCGUGGCAGGCUGUAUCUCCCAGCUCUAUCUUUUCUUUGCCUUGGGCUCCACUGAAUGUUUCUUGCUAGCGACUAUGGCCUAUGACCGCUACUUGGCUAUCUGCCACCCUCUGCACUAUCCAUCACUUAUGACUCUGCAGAUAAGUAUCUGGAUGGUGGCAGCAGCCUGGGGGGCUGGAUUCCUUGCUCCCUUGGUUCCUAUUGUAUUCAUUUCUCAGCUUUCAUUCUGUGGGCCUCAGGAAAUUCACCAUUUUUUCUGUGAUGCUGGACCCCUGCUGAGACGGACAUGUGGGGCUGCCUUUUUCAGCUCGACGCUGGUGACAGUCUUGGCCUCUAUAGUCAUCCUCAGCACCUGCUUGCUUACUGCCAUUUCCUACACCUUCAUCAUCUUCACCAUUUUCCGUAUCCCUUCAGCCAAUGGGAGGCAGAAGGCGUUUUCAACUUGUGGCUCUCACCUCACUGUAGUGGUCAUUUACUAUGCUACAGUCAUUUUUAUAUAUGUACGGCCCAUCUCCCCUAUUGCUUCUGAGCUGGACACAGUGGCAUCGAUGUUUUAUGCCGUAGUCACCCCACUGCUGAAUCCAGUGAUUUACAGCCUAAGGAACAAGGAAGUGAAAGAAGCUCUGAAGAAGCUGGUGAACAGAAAGCAGGUGUUUGUGAAGAACAUUGGAAGCAUAAUAAUGGAUGCAUUGUACAGGAAAGAAAUCAUAUACUCUUAG